AUGGCCUCCAACGCUCUCAUCUGGAACCCUCUGACUAAGAAAGACGACCGCUUGCUAGUCUACUACAACAGCUCCAAGGCCAACCUUGGCCUGCGCCAGUGGACAACCGGCGAAGACCCUACUUGGGGCAGUGUGUUCGCGGAAAAGGAGGAGAGUGCCAAGGGCAAUAUCAAGGUUGGCACAGGACUCACAGCCUUACGACUGCGCGACUGGAUCCGAGUCUAUGGCAUCGUGUCUGCCAAAAACGCAACUACAGGCAUUGAUGACGACUAUAUCUCUUUACUCAGUCCCGUCAUCCAGUCUCUGAGCAUCAAGACUGAUUACGGCCGUCUGACUGGUAGUGGUAACGGCAAGGAUAAGGGCUGGUUGUAUUUCCUCGUCUCCGACCCCCCUGUUAUCCAUGAACGUGAUCUCGACAACUCCAACAGCGUGCCUAUUGCCAAGGGGAGUACCCUCUUGAAGCAAGAGACGCCCCCAGCUCUGACCGGCUUGGCUUCUACUUACGCGCAAAAGGCUGGAAAGCGCUGGGCUUUUUACCAGGCAUCUGACAAAGUUCUACACGGCCUAGAGGUUCAGGGUAGCAACGACAGAAAAAUCACAAGCAACGCCCGACCCGGUUCGCCACUAGCGGCCACCUCAUUCGUUCACAAGGAGGUUGAAGUUUUGGUGCUGUACUGGAUCCGCGACGCCGAUGGCGUUCUGACACGCAGCCACUCAACAAACGGUGGCCAGAACUGGCAGGAAAAGGAUCUGGAAGUCAUCCCCUCGCUGGAGACUCUGAGCGCUGCAUCUAAUGCGACCUUUGAGCAGAUCGCUGUGGUAUUUUCUGCGAAUGAUACCAAUGAACCUCAGAUUAUUAAGGAUGAGUGGGAGUCCAUUCUUAACGCCUAA
Trichoderma gamsii is the source of this 891-nucleotide messenger RNA. RefSeq lists its product as hypothetical. The record is from RefSeq and is a predicted model, not a curated record. The transcript is spliced from 4 exons. NCBI's taxonomy places the organism in Eukaryota, Fungi, Ascomycota, Sordariomycetes, Hypocreales, Hypocreaceae. The coding region runs from base 1 to 891 and encodes 296 amino acids.